AUGUUCCUUGACACGGCAUUCGAGUUUCUGGACCUCAACGCACAGAAUACAAUCCAAGUACAAUGGAUCCCCGGGCAUCACGGCAUAGCAGGAAAUGAGCGCGCCGAUGCGGAAGCCAAAGCAGCCUGUCAGGAAACAUCCACCACUACCAAAACAACGCUGUCACACUUCUACCGCACGCUCCGAGCAAACUUCGAGCAACAAUGGACGACCUCCUGGGCAUCCCACCCCAAGAGAGGUAGAUACGCCAUAGCCGACGCACUGCAACCAUCCAUGAAAGGCAGUCACGCCUUCCGCACCCUCGACCGCAAGUUGUUUGGCCUAGUCACCCAAGCUCGCACCGGGCACGGCCACUACGGCGCAUACUAUCGCGACUUCAAUAUCCCGGAGCCACACGA
Molecule: messenger RNA, 398 nt
Organism: Acaulospora colombiana
Lineage: Eukaryota; Fungi; Glomeromycota; Glomeromycetes; Diversisporales; Acaulosporaceae
Source: the annotation of a GenBank genome assembly